GCGUUCCGGGAGCGCCGAGGUGCGCCUGCGCGGCACGGGGUCCUGGCGGGCACUUUGAAUUUCGCUCCCGGAGUCUCUUAUCCCGGACUUCCGAGGCUGGGGUCUCGGCGGCUGGCGAUCCUGUAGCGAGUGGCGCUUUGCUCCCGGACCCGCGGCAGAGGAUUAAAGGAUGGCCUCCUCAGAUCUGGAACAAUUGUGCUCUCAUAUUAAUGAAAAGAUUAGCAAUAUUAAAAGAACUCUGUCACUUAGAAACUGUGGUCAGGAACCUGCCUUGAGGACUAAAUUAGAUAAAAUAGGAGAUGAGAUCAUUGUAGUAAAUGAACUUCUAAAUAAAUUGGAAUUGGAGAUUCAGUAUCAAGAACAAACCAACCAUUCACUCAAGGAACUCUGUGAAUCCCUUGAAGAGGAUUAUAAAGACGUGGAGCAUCUCAAAGAAAACAUUCCUCCCCAUUUGCCUCAAGUAACAGUAAGCCAGAACUUUGCUAAUGUCUCAGAUCUUGACCCUGAGGAACCAGUCAAAGUUGAGGAAACCGCAGCCACAAAGAAGCCCCCAAAAGAACAAAGAAGUAUAAAAGAAAUGCCAUUUAUAACUUCUGAUGAAUUUAAUGGCAUUCCAGCGUACAUGAAAUCUCGCUUAACCUAUUGUCAAAUUAAUGAUGUUAUUAAAGAAAUCAACAAGGCGGUGGUUAGUAAAUACAAGAUCCUACAUCAACCAAAAAAGUCCAUGAGUUCCGUGGCCAGAAAUCUCUACCACAGAUUUAUUGAUGAAGAAACAAAAGAUACCAAAGGUCACUAUUUCAUAGUGGAAGCUGACAUAAAGGAGUUCACAGCUUUGAAAGCUGACAAGCGGUUUCACGUGAUACUGAAUAUCUUACGACACUGCCGGAGGCUCUCAGAGGUCCGAGGGGGAGGCCUUACCCGAUACGUCAUAACUUGAAGCCCAUGUGAUCUUUUGAACUGGCCAGUGGGGUGUAGGCCACUCCCGUGGUUUCCUUAUAUGUGAUUUCUUUAUAAAUGAUUUCUUUGGCUUUUUCAUUUUCUUUUCUAGCUUCCUAUAAAAACAAUUUUUUUAGGAGGUAAAGCACAUAUAUUUUAAAAUUCAUUUUCUUUCAGAACGUAUUUAACCCCCUACCAGAUGAAACUCUGUGCUAGGUAUAUAAUGGAACUAAAAAAUAUUCAUAGUUAAUUUUUGUGUUUAGUGACAGUGCUGUAGACCUCAAUAAGAUAGAAGCAUAUGUGAUAAUGGAAGAAAAAGUUCAAGAAGAUAAGGUCAAAGAUACCCUAGCUUUUUUUUUUUUUUUUUUUUUAAGUAGGCUCCACACCCAGCAUGGAGCUCAGCGCAAGG
Messenger RNA from Neogale vison (American mink), 1345 nucleotides. It is a transcript of the gene SKA1, whose product is annotated as spindle and kinetochore associated complex subunit 1. Gene Ontology annotation, molecular function: microtubule binding. Gene Ontology annotation, cellular component: spindle microtubule; outer kinetochore; mitotic spindle. Gene Ontology annotation, biological process: chromosome segregation; mitotic cell cycle; cell division. The transcript has 7 exons. The record is from RefSeq and is a predicted model, not a curated record. The coding region runs from base 170 to 937 and encodes 255 amino acids. NCBI's taxonomy places the organism in Eukaryota, Metazoa, Chordata, Mammalia, Carnivora, Mustelidae.